GGAGUUUCAAUAUUCCCAGCCGGCAGCAUGCAGAGCGACGCAAGCCCUGACCGUCGCAUCUCGUUCGACGACGACGACGCUGGCACGUACUCGGUGCUCAUGAGCCCAGCGGCAGGCGCGCUGCCACCCAAGCUACCGCUCUCGCGCGUCCGGCCGCCAACGCGCCAUGCGCCACCGUCGCCACUCGACACACGCUCCAUGUGCUCUGCCCACCAACGUCCCCACUCGGCGGUGUCGAGCACGACGAGCAAGGCGCCAGUGCUCACGGAGCUCAACGACAGCAUCGUAUUUGCCCUGCGGCCUGCAACACCCGACGCCAAGAAGACGAGCGGCAGGACGACCAAGGUCGCCGACUUGAGCGUCCCGAGCGUCUCGAUUCCAGAGAACCAGCGGUACACGUUUGCAAUCAUUCUGCGCAACACGUACCAAGUCAAGCAGCUCCUCAAAGAGCGGUUUCCGCGGCGCGUGGACAAGCCGCUGCGGCGCCACUACGCAGACCAGGUCGGCGCAAUGCAGAUCAAGUGCAUUCGGCGGCUCGUGCAGUCGGGGCUCGGCGUCAUCCUCCUCGACAACGACAACAGCAUCCCGCACCAUGCGCAAAAGUGGAACGAGACCAACAACAUUUGCGUGCUCAUCGACCCGUACAAGGACAAGGAACUGCUGUUGCAAGAGUUUCGGCGGGAGAAAGACGAGCUCGCGAUCAAGCGCGGCCAGGCGACGUCGCGCUUGGGCCUCGAGACGCUCGAGAGUCUUCGAAACGCGUGCUUCUCGCCGGCGCUCGAGCUCCAGCUGACGCACAACCUCAUCCGCAACGCUCUGCGCGACUACGACGUCGAGGACUGGGUGCUGGACCACUCGAACGAGCUCUCGUGCUGGGACGUGAUCGAGCACUGCUUCCCACUCCACGACCGCGUCUUCAACAACACGUUCUUCGCCGAGUACCGCAAGCGCACCUUUGACGUGCGCAAGGCGGCAGGCAAUUCCUCGGAGCGCUGGGCCAUCGAAGAGCUGCGGCUGCACUUUGGCGAGCGCGUCGCGUUCCUCUUUGCCUUUAUGCGCAUCUACAGCAAGAUGCUUUUGCCGCUCACCGUGCUCUGCGUCCUCUAUUACCUCGGGUUUCGGUGGGUGCCCGGGUACGUCUGGAACAAGUACCUCCUCGGGCUCUCGGUGCUCGGGUUCGGCGUCGUCGCGGUCUGGGCGCCGGCGCUCAUGCUUGUCUGGGAGCGCGAGACGCGCGUGCUCACUGAAAAGUGGAAUUUAGCCAGCUACCGCGACACGAUCUUUGAGCGCAACGACGAGAACCCGGCCUUUGAGUACGUCUGGACCAAGAACGAGAUCACGCACGAGAUGGAGAAGACGCCCAAGGAGAGCAAGAAGCGACUCAUUCGCGCCACGAUGGUCUUCUUCGUCGCCCUGAGCUCGCUCCUCCAGUGCAUCGUGCUCAUGCCCUUUCUCCAGUGGUAUGUGUGGUCCAAGCUCGCCCCUGUCUGCGACGGCAGUGUGUGUGCCGAGCGUGGCAACUGCCGGCAGUUUAUCAACUGCUUCCAGUCGCCCACGUCGACGGUGGGCACGGACCGCUGGGCGUACAUCCUCAUCCAGGGUGUCUUGCUCGGGCUUCUCAUCGACACAGUGUUCUUCGAGCUCUUCAACUGGUUCUCGGCCAAGUUUGUCUCGUGGGAAAAUUUGGCGAAAAAAUCCGACUUUGAAAACCGGCUCGUGCACCGGCGGUUCGUCUUUGUGUGGUCCAAUUGGUUCUUCUGGUUCCUCACACUCGCCUUCUUCUAUCUCCCGUACGGCAACUACGUCAACGACCUCUUCCGGCACUUUGGCUGGGGCUGGGCCGUCAUCUACGAGUGGGACCCCGCCGCCCUCACGCUCGACACGCUCUUUGUGACGCCGCUCGUCGUGACGCAGCUCCUCAACAUGCUCCUCGAGACUGGGCUGCCCUACGUCGUGCGCAAGAUCCGCCGCAAGCCCGCGACAUGUCGGUCGGCGUGCUCGGACUCGUGGCUCGCCGGCUUUCAAUGCGUGCGCGCGAUGCAAGAGAAGAAGGUCCAGCACCGGCGCGAGGCCAACAUGACGGCGCACAAGCUCGCGGACGAGGUGUCGCGCUCCACUCGCUUCUUCGUGCCCGUCCUCGGGUACUCGGACGAUUCGAACGAGUACACAGCGUACGAGAUCCUGGCCGAGUCCCGACUGCCCGUGUUUGACACGACGUACGACUACCUCGACGCGUCGAUCCAGUUUUCGUACAUAGUCAUGUUCACGGUCGUGUGGCCGCUUCUGCCGCUCCCCGCCUUCCUCAACAACGUCCUCGAGGUCCGUGGCGACGCGUUCCGACUCCUCUUCGGCCACCGGCGACCUAUGCCCCGGCGCGACACGUCGAUCGGCGAGUGGGCCACCGUGCUGCACUACGCCAACAUCAUUGGCAUCACGGUCGUCUCGGGCCUCAUCGUCAUGUACCACUUUGGCUCGGUCGUGAGCGACUGGAACGGUGACUUUUGCGACAUGAGCUUCAGCGACGCGGCCAUGGUACCGUUUCAGACGCUCAAUCGGUCGCUCACGCGCGACCCGAUGGCCUGCGCGCUCUUCCUUGCGCCGUCCGAGGCGUGGGGCAUGCGGCAGAUCGUUGCGUUCAUCGUGCUCGAGCACUUCGGGUUCAUCUGCCGCUACUUGGUGCUCCAGCUGGAGAAGACGCCGAGCGCCAUCUCGAGCUCGGCGUACCUCCGCCUCAAGCAGAUCCGAGAGCUCACGAGCGCUCGGACGGCCGACGCCAGUGUGUUCGAGUACAUUCGCGAGCUCCGCGAGAUCUUCGACAAUUACGACGUGGAUCGCUGCGACCACUUGUACGAAGACGACCUCGUUUGCUUCCUCGCCGAGUGGGUCGGCACGGACGUGUCGGACCUUCAGAGUCGCAGCGGUCAGAUCUUUCGCUACAUGGACAAGAACCAGCUCGGGAAGGUGCCCUUCUCCACGUGCUGCCUCAUGCUCCAGCACGCGCACCACGACCGGUUCUUCUCCGUGCUCCUCGGCAUCUACGACUCGCUCGACGAUUUCCGCAACGGGCAAAUUCGGCUCCAGGACGGACCGGUGCAGUACCGCCGCGGGCGAAGAGCGGCGUCGUCGUCCAUGACCAACGGCAGCAACCAGCCACACCACGCGUCGGCUAUCGACUCGGAAUCCUCGCAGCACGAGCCCGUCUAG
Molecule: messenger RNA, 3204 nt
Organism: Saprolegnia parasitica CBS 223.65
Lineage: Eukaryota; Oomycota; Saprolegniomycetes; Saprolegniales; Saprolegniaceae
Exons: 15
Coding region: 28-3204 (1058 amino acids)
Biological process (GO): chloride transmembrane transport
Molecular function (GO): chloride channel activity
Source: RefSeq, a predicted model, not a curated record